Molecule: messenger RNA, 923 nt
Organism: Moneuplotes crassus
Lineage: Eukaryota; Ciliophora; Spirotrichea; Euplotida; Euplotidae
Source: the annotation of a GenBank genome assembly
AUUUAUUUAAAUAACCAUCAUGAGUUCCCCUCCGAGCAUGAAGAAGAUCGUUGAGAUGCCUUCAGACGAAGAGUCUGAUAACCCAAAGAAAGACAUUUUAAAGAAACCACUUGGUGAUAAUUCAAUGGCCAGACUUUCUGAAGAAGAACAAAUCGGUCAAGGAGACUCGGCCAAAGAUUACCAAUAUGAAUUCAUCAUGCAUGUCUGAAAGCCAUAUAAAUAAAAUCGUUUACUUCUUGAUCAAGAACGGGUAUGUCAGAGAGAGGACGCCGUUCUGUAAACAUGGAAUCAGGUCUUGCCACCUCAACUCGCUCGAAGCGUUUUGCACCAACUUCUUUUAUGGAUUCAUGACCAAGGCAGUGAUUAAUAUCCUCCUUGGAUUGAUGAGUCCCAGGAAGAAGCUGGUCAACAACAUCAUUGACUUAUUCUCAGCCGACUGCAUGAGCUUUUGCACAUUCUUGGGAGCCCUGAGCGGCCUCUACAAGUUCUCGAUGUGCACGCUCAGGAGAAUCAGAGGUAAAGACGACGAACUAAAUUCCUUAAUUUCUGGGGCUCUUGCCGCACUUUCGAUGAUGCUCGACAGCUCGAAGUCACGGAAGAAGUUCAUCCUGAUGUACUUGUUCUGCAGAUCGCUAGAAAUGCUGGUCAACGUGCUGGACAAGAAGAAGCUUAUUAAGAAAAUCAAGUACUUCGAAUGCUACAUGUUCGGGCCCACACUUGGCUAUUUGUUCUACGCCUACAUGUACGAGACGGAAUGUUUCCCUAAGGGAAUAGAUAAAGCGUUUUUGUCGACCAGCAAGCCCACCAACAGGGAGUACUCCAUGUUUGAAGAUAUCUUCCAAAGACAAGGAAAAAUCUACUUCCCAGGUGCAGCCAAGAAGAUUAGACUCUAAUCUUAUUAGUUUUAGGUUUAAAAGUGCUUA